Messenger RNA from Pecten maximus, 1323 nucleotides. Its product is annotated as potassium voltage-gated channel subfamily C member 2-like. Gene Ontology annotation, cellular component: membrane; voltage-gated potassium channel complex. The coding region runs from base 1 to 1323 and encodes 440 amino acids. Gene Ontology annotation, biological process: protein homooligomerization; potassium ion transmembrane transport. Gene Ontology annotation, molecular function: voltage-gated potassium channel activity. NCBI's taxonomy places the organism in Eukaryota, Metazoa, Mollusca, Bivalvia, Pectinida, Pectinidae. The record is from RefSeq and is a predicted model, not a curated record. The transcript has 2 exons.
AUGGAUUUCGUCACUCUGAACCUCAGAGGCACGACCUUCCUUUUUGAUAAAACAUGUAUUGGUGACAAGCUUCUUGAAGACUCCCCACUGUUACAUCUCGACGAGACAUCCCCGUGUUUUCUUCAUGCACGUAACGAGUAUUAUUUCAAUAGAAAUGCUGACAUCUUUGACAGCGUUUUGGAAUACCUGUCUAGAGGGAGUGUGCACGUGCCAAGAAAUAUAUGCACGGUCGUGAUCAAAGCUGACCUUGAGUUCUGGGGUAUUCCAGAGGGACGAGUCGAUCUCUGUUGCUGGAAAUCAUUCUACCAAACUGAAGAAGAUGUUGCCGGUAUCAAAGCCCUCGUGGACCAUAUUCCGUGUGAUGAUACACAGCACGUCGUAUGUCAGAGUUCCACACCUGUUUUGGACGGAAACAGUCAUAGAUGUUCGAUAUUGGAAAUGUCCAUCAGUAAUUUGUAUAACCGUGCUACUUUAGCGGGGAAGGUUUGGUAUUUUAUACAAUGUGUGGCCAUCUUACUAUCCACUGGAUACUCCAUACUUUCCACGGUGUUUAUAUUCAGAAUUCCUGUCAAUGACACUGGCCCGUACCCCUACGCCGUAACUUCCGCCAAAAUGAGGUUAUUUUGGUCUACACGUGUUCAUCCUGCCUUCGUCAUAACGGAUGCAGUGUGUAAUCUGCCUCUUAUGAUGGACUGGAUAUUUCGCUUUGGCUUAGCGACCAACAAAAAGAAGUUCAUGAAAUCGUUUUUGAACUGUGUGGAGCUUUGUUCCUGGACAACCAGUUGGUUUACCGUCUACGGCGAACUGCACAGAUCGGCGAUACGGGUACCGGUAACCGGUGACGGGGCGUUGGGAUAUUUCAUAACAUUGUGUUGGUUUAUCUUCGGAUGUAUAUUAUCUAUGAGGAUGCUUAGAAUUUUCCGAUUGAUUGUCGAUAAUGUUGGAGUAAAAAUCCUAGUUUUAUCAUUGAAGACGAGUGCAAGAGAGCUCAUGUUGUUGGCUACAUCGUUUUCAAGUGUGGUUAUUGUAUUCGCCUUGAUGCUGUACAUAGCCGAAAUCUCCAGUUCAUCCAGUUUCUCGUGCCCUAAUGCUUUAGCCGGUAUCUGGUGGGCUGUCGUUACCAUGACAACCGUGGGUUAUGGUGACUUUUACCCCACAACGCCUCAGGGAUAUGUUGUUGGAGUACUUUGUUCCGUUUGUGGGAUUCUGCUUCUAGCUCUUCCGAUCGCUGUGACGUCAUCGAAUUUCAAUGACAUUUACAAUUUUAAUAAAUACAGAGAAAGGUAUCAGAGGUCAAAAUCAAAAUGUAUUAAUAACAAAUAA